AUGCGGAAUGUGGAUGAAGCGCCGUAUAAGGGUGCUAUUGCGGCGGGUGCCGACAUGGUGAUGGCGUCUUGGGCGCUUUACCCAGAUCUUGAAGCGAAGUUGCCGGCGGGGUUGAGCGUGCCGUCGGUUCAGGAGGAGCUGAGGCAAAGGCUUGGGUUUAAGGGGGUGACGAUCACGGAUGCGAUUGAAGCGGGGAGCUUGAAGGCGUUUGGGAAUGAUGCGGAGCGUGGGGUGCUGGCGGCUGUGGCGGGGAUGGAUAUUAUUCUUGCGUCCGGGAGGAAUGCAACGCAGGGCGAGGGCGAUUGUGAAUGCGCUUGUUGCAGCGUUGGCGAAUGGGAAGCUGUCUCAUUAUUUUAG
This is a messenger RNA of Pseudogymnoascus destructans, 357 nucleotides long. RefSeq lists its product as uncharacterized. Gene Ontology annotation, biological process: carbohydrate metabolic process; peptidoglycan turnover. Gene Ontology annotation, molecular function: hydrolase activity, hydrolyzing O-glycosyl compounds. Lineage: Eukaryota; Fungi; Ascomycota; Leotiomycetes; Thelebolales; Thelebolaceae. The record is from RefSeq and is a predicted model, not a curated record. The transcript has a single exon. Bases 1 to 357 code for a protein of 118 amino acids.